Exophiala oligosperma is the source of this 813-nucleotide messenger RNA. RefSeq lists its product as uncharacterized. Lineage: Eukaryota; Fungi; Ascomycota; Eurotiomycetes; Chaetothyriales; Herpotrichiellaceae. The transcript is spliced from 2 exons. Gene Ontology annotation, molecular function: hydrolase activity. The record is from RefSeq and is a predicted model, not a curated record. The coding region runs from base 1 to 813 and encodes 270 amino acids.
AUGCAGCAGGCUCUCGGUCAACCUCCUCCCGAGAUCAAGCAGACUGAACUGCAAUACCCGACGAGAGAUGGCUCUUAUAUACGUGCAAAGCUAUAUCAGCCGGUCGAUUUACGCAAGGAGAGAUCUCCCCUGAUCGUGAUGUAUCACGGUGGUGGCUUUUGUUUCGGUGACGUCGAAGACGAGGAAGAGUCGUGUCGAAUCUUCGUCCAGGCCUUUGGUGCUGUAUGCGUAUCGGCUACAUAUCGUAAAGCACCAGAGUUCAGAUUCCCCUAUGCUGCUAACGAUUCCGGUUUUGUCGUUGGGGGCACGUCAGCCGGUGGAAAUCUCGCAGCCGUCAUGGCACAUCUUGCACGAGACGAAAACCUGUCGCCACCGUUGACGGGACAGUAUCUAGCUGUUCCAUUGCUCCUACCUAGUCGCAGGGUACCAGAACAGUACAAGGAGUUCUACCGCUCCUUCGAGCAGAAUAAAGACGCUCCGGUACUGCCGACGGCUCUUCUGAAUCUGGUACUACGAGAGUAUCGGCCCAAUGACGACGACGGCAUCUUGUACGACACCUUCAAUCACCCAAAGGGUCAUAUGGAAUUACCCCCCGCCUUUUUCCAAGUCGCCGGAUUAGACCCGUUAAGAGACGAGGCAAUCAUCUACGAAGGAAUCCUGCGAGAGAACUGUGGUAUCCGAACAAAGAUGAACAUAUACGCCGGUCUACCACAUUAUUGGUGGGCUUCUUUCCCAUUUUUAGGGACGGCCAAAACCUUCCGCAAGGAUCAAGUCAACGGCAUGGGAUUCCUUCUCGGAAGGAACUCUGGUUAG